CAUGGUAGAAACAUUGGUAUGCUCUGGCUGCUCAAUGACACUUGGCAACAUCUACAGAUGCACCCCAAAGCAUCUUGACUACAAGAGGGACUUGUUCUGUUUUAAUGUUGACUCAAUUGAAAGUUACGCUCUAGGAUCCUCAGAAAAGCAAGCCCUUACUGAUGAAGAACCUUUAACUCUUGAAAGUCGAGCUGUCUUGGAAGACGUGCUACAAAAGGCACAUACUGUAUUAAAGGCUCUGGAGACAAGACUGACUGCUGUUGAAUCAU
This is a messenger RNA of Pterocles gutturalis (yellow-throated sandgrouse), 269 nucleotides long. RefSeq names its product MIS18 kinetochore protein A (gene MIS18A). The annotation marks the transcript as partial. NCBI's taxonomy places the organism in Eukaryota, Metazoa, Chordata, Aves, Pterocliformes, Pteroclidae. Gene Ontology annotation, cellular component: nucleus; chromatin; chromosome, centromeric region. Gene Ontology annotation, biological process: chromosome segregation; CENP-A containing chromatin assembly. The transcript is spliced from 3 exons. The record is from RefSeq and is a predicted model, not a curated record.